AUGGCUGCCGAGAUCAAGUACAACAAGAACGGCAUCCCCGAGUUUGAGGACCUCCCGCUGGGAAAGACGGACCCUCGUCGUUCCGCCUGGGGCCUCUAUGGUGAUAAAGACGAGUUGGGAUUUCUGAACCGACUGACCGACGAACGCGUCGCCGCCGCCGCCAAGUCGGAGAUUCAGACAGGUCAUCGAGUCUCGCUCAACUGGCCACUCGACGCCCAGGCCUCGCAGGGCGGCACCGCCUUCUUUGGACGGGGCGCAUUCCACAAGGAGCUCCUGGGCAAGGCGCCGUUCACGGGCAACGACGACGUCUGGACGUUCAACUCGCAGAUAUCGACGCAGUGGGACGGUCUCCGCCAUUUCGGCUACCAAAAGGAAGGGCUCUUUUACAAUGGCGUGACCAUGGAGCAGAUUCACGCCUCGGACGACAAGGGCAAGAGUACCGUCAAUGGUAUCCAGGCUUGGUCUGAGCAAGGUGUCGUUGGUCGAGGUGUCCUGGUUGAUCUGCACAGCUGGAGAGAAGCAAACAGCGAGCUUGGCGCAUACAAUGCUUUCGAUUCGACCAAUAUUCCGUUGACUGAUCUCAAGGCAUGUCUCGAGGCUCAAGGGACAGAGCUACGCUUUGGUGACAUUCUCAUCAUCCGUUCUGGUUUCAUGGCCCAGCACGCACAAAAGACACAAGAGGAGAUCAAGGCCCAUCAGGAAAUCCACCGCUUUGUGGGUUUGGAGCAGAGCGAGGAAAUUCUGAGAUGGAUCUGGGACAACUUUUCUGCCGUUGCCGGCGAUCAACCGGCGCUCGAGUGCUGGCCGACAAAAAAGGACUGGUUUCUCCACGAAGUCCUGUUGGGCGGCUGGGGAUGCCCGAUUGGCGAGCUCUUCAACCUUGAGAAACUGGCUGCGCACUGCCAAAAGGAAAAGCGAUGGAGUUUCUUUGUCACGAGUGAGCCAUGCAAUGUACCAGGCGGUGUUGCCAGCCCGCCAAAUAUUCUAGCCAUAUUCUAA
Pestalotiopsis fici W106-1 is the source of this 999-nucleotide messenger RNA. RefSeq lists its product as uncharacterized. The transcript is spliced from 5 exons. Lineage: Eukaryota; Fungi; Ascomycota; Sordariomycetes; Amphisphaeriales; Sporocadaceae. Gene Ontology annotation, molecular function: arylformamidase activity. The record is from RefSeq and is a predicted model, not a curated record. The coding region runs from base 1 to 999 and encodes 332 amino acids.